AUGUCGACCCAGUGCCCUAAUUGUUUGAAAUCGUUUGCAGGCGCCCUGGCUGUUACGCAACACCUCAGUCAACCUCUUACAUCCUGUCUACAACGGAUCGACAAGCUCCAGAGUGCAUCACAGAUUUUACUCGAGUCAGGCCAGCACACGACUAGUAGUAGUACUACCACCAGAAGACCAAGCCCUGUUCAUUAUGAUUUCUCAGGCCCAAUGGACUUUGAGGUGGAACCAGUGCUGGUGACACCACCUGAAGGGCAGGAUGACUCAGACUUCUAUGAGGGUGUUGCGGUGGACUUGGAGAAUAACCUAGGGUCUUAUAAAGAGUCUUGGGGCGAUCGAGUAUUGAAGAAGUCUUAUGUUGAGCACUUUGAAGGUGCGGCCAAGACAUAUCGGUGUGGCCAGACCUUUCAGGAUAGAUUUCACAUGGAUCCAUAUUCCCAUCAUCAUAGGGAUAAUCUGUACUAUCCAUUUGCAUCCCUUCAGGACUGGGAGCUCGGAAAGUUUCUCCUAUGCUUGUCCUUAAGUAUGGCAGCCAUAGAUCAAUUCCUGGGGCUGGAAUUGGUCAAAAUGUUACAUCUCUCCUUUUGCACAGCAAAGGAGCUACGUGGUUGUGCUGAGCUUCUGCCUUCUGUUCCGAAGUGGCAGUACCGCACCAUGUCAAUGACUCACCCAACAAAACAACUACUCUAUCUCUACUGGCAUGAUCCGCUGGAUUGUAUCGAAUCACUUUUUAGCCACCCGCUUUUUGCCAAGGAAAUUGAUCUUACACCUACACGUAUAUAUGACACGAUGGAACGUACUGUACGAAUGUACAGUGAAUGGAUGACUGGGGAUGCAGCAUGGUUGAUGCAGUCACAACUUCCAGAGGGUGUAACAUUGCUUGGUGUUAUACUUUCCUCCGACAUAACCAACAUCACAAACAUGACUGGUGGACGCGUUGCUCAUCCGCUCCUUGUAAGCCUUGCCAAUAUCAAGAUGGCGACUCGCAACAAAGCAUCCUCCCAUGCUUUCCUUCUCAUGGCACUACUUCCGAUCACUGAAUUUUUGCAUCUGGUGAAACGGUUGCAAAGUGUCCUUGAAGCCCACUUGAUUCACCAAUGCCUGGACGUCAUUCUUGAGCCGCUCAAGCAAGCUGCGUGUGUCGGGCGAAUGAUGUCAGACCCGGUGGGAAACCUUAGGUAUUGUUUUACGCCCUUAGCUUCGUAUAUAGUCGAUACACCUGAAGCAUGCAUGCUUGCAUGUGUUUGGGGACAGACCUCCCCCGUAACUAUGGCUACGUAUCUGGCAAGUAUUGAAUGUGAUCCCCAAGAUAUUGAAGCUUACUUUGCUGCAUGCGCCCCCUUCCGCCUCAGCGGUGUUGCCCGUCCAUUCUGGUGUGACUGGCCACUUGCAGAUCCACCUCACUUUCUAACUCCCAAGGCCCUGCACCACUGGUAUCGAGCUGUUGGCGCAGAGGAAUUGGACUUUCGCUUCUCCAUUUUACAGCCACUCACAACGUUCCAGCACUUCAAGGAUGGUAUUUCAAAUCUUAAGCAAGUCACUGGAAGAACACAGCGGGAUCUGCAGUGUUAUACUGUUGCCCUCAUUGCCGAUGCAGCUCCCCCUGGCAUUGUCAUUGCUAUUCAAGCACUCAUGGACUUUCAGUACUUAUCGCAAGCAGCAGUGAUGGAUGAACUGCAUUGCCAGAAGAUUCUUAACGCUCUCCAGGAAUUCCAUGACCACAAGCAAGACAUCAUUAGGUGUGGGGCGCGUAGAGGGGCCAAGAGCAAAAAUGUCCUCGAUAACUGGCAUAUCCACAAACUGGAGUUGAUGCAGAGCGUCGUGCCCAGUAUUCAUCAAGUCGGUUCCCUCUUGCAGUGGUCUGCCAAUACCACCGAGCAUGCUCACAUCACCUUGAUCAAGGAUCCUGCCGACUCUACCAACAACAACAAUGUCGAUGCUCAAAUAUGCCGGUUUCUCGAUUGUGUUGAAAAGUGUCGAAAUUUUCAGACUACGACAUCAAUCAUCAUUCAACUUUCUCAAUCUGCCAAUUCUCGGACAAUGGACAAUGGUUUGGAGUUGGACUAUGAAGGUGCAGAUGUUGAUGAGGCAGAUUCACAGGCUGCAGUUACCAAUGAUCUCUGGGGGCCAAAAUGUCCCGUCACCAAUUUCUUCAAGAAGGCAGCACAAGUCUCUUCGAACAUCAAAGCAACCAGACCUGUCUGCACGUUUGUUGCUGGUAGUACAGCAAUUCACCUCAAUUUUGAUCCUUCCCUACGGCGCAUAUUGGAAGGUCACAGUCACCCAUAUCAGAACUUUCACAAGCUGGAGGGGCAACACCAUACAGUACCUGAUGCAUCUCUGCCAUUUGAUGACCUUAUGGUCUGGUUCAAAGUACAGGUGCAGCAGGCAUCAUACUACAGCCAAUCACCCACUCUUCCUGCUCUCACCAUCAAUGCAUCUCCUCCAAGUGAAACUAGGAAGUACAGUCACUACGAUGUUGCUAUAUUCGCUGUUGGUGACACUGAAGUUUAA
This is a messenger RNA of Suillus subalutaceus, 2514 nucleotides long. RefSeq lists its product as uncharacterized. The transcript has 5 exons. Lineage: Eukaryota; Fungi; Basidiomycota; Agaricomycetes; Boletales; Suillaceae. The coding region runs from base 1 to 2514 and encodes 837 amino acids. The record is from RefSeq and is a predicted model, not a curated record.